AUGGCUAAAGCGUAUAGAAAAGAAGAUUUUGAUUACAUUAUGUCAAAGAUUGGAAAGGUUGAUCCAAGGGUUAAGGAAUAUUUGAAAGAAGCUGGCUAUGAGAAAUGGUCUCGAUGUCACGCUCCUGUUAAUAGAGGUAGAAUGAUGACCUCUAAUAUAGCUGAAUGUAUUAACGGUUGUUUGGUAGAGGUUAGAGUACUUCCUAUUUUAGGUUUCCUUGAAGAAGUGAGGAUUCUAUUUUCUGCAUGGAAUUGUAAGAACAGUGAAAUUGCAUCUUAUACAAACACAACGCUUGGGAGAAGAUUUCAAGAAAUACUAACUGAUAAUGGGGUUAAAUCGUUGUGGAUGACGGUUAAGGCAGCUGGUAGUUAUCUGUACUGUGUGUAUGAAUCAGGAAGGAGGUACAUUAUUGAUAUUGAGCGUGGCACGUGUAGCUAUUGUCGGUAUCAAAUUGAUGAAAUUUCAUUUGCACACGCAAUUGUGGUUUUGAAGAAUAUGAAAGAUUGGAUUGAACCAGAUUUUGUUGAUGCAGAUGAAGUCUUGCCACCCAAAUACAGAAGACCUCCCGGGAGGUCAAAAAAAGGAAGACAUUUGAAAUCUAGUAAAUCACUUACAAGUUCAAGCCAUUGCGGUAAAUGCGAGCGUGCAGGCCACAACCGUAGGACAUGCGGUUUCUUCCCAAAAGAAAGUUGA
Molecule: messenger RNA, 693 nt
Organism: Capsicum annuum
Lineage: Eukaryota; Viridiplantae; Streptophyta; Magnoliopsida; Solanales; Solanaceae
Exons: 3
Coding region: 1-693 (230 amino acids)
Source: RefSeq, a predicted model, not a curated record